AUGUACUCUGCCAAAGUGAUAUCAUUGCAAUUGAAGGAAGUGGAGAGGAAAAACAGUCCAUGUUUCAGUACAGGACCUGUGGGUGAGGACUUGUAUCACUGGGAAGCUAUUAUAACGGGCCUAAAGGUGAUGUUCAAAACAAAAGUCUAUCACCCAAACUUUACAACUUAUGGGAACAUUUUUCUGAAGAUGUUGAACCCAACUCACUUCAAGACCAACAACAGCAUCAAUGAUGUACUGACGGAAAUACACCAAAUGUUAACUGCCCCACAAAUAGGGGAUGGACACUUUUUUGUUGAAGAAAUUGCUAGGAUUUACGUGGAAGACAGGGCUGCUUUUGAAACCACUGCACUUGCGUGGACGGUGGAGCACGCCGGAGGAGCAUAA
This is a messenger RNA of Eutrema salsugineum, 387 nucleotides long. RefSeq names its product ubiquitin-conjugating enzyme E2-17 kDa. The coding region runs from base 1 to 387 and encodes 128 amino acids. NCBI's taxonomy places the organism in Eukaryota, Viridiplantae, Streptophyta, Magnoliopsida, Brassicales, Brassicaceae. The record is from RefSeq and is a predicted model, not a curated record. The transcript has 4 exons.